Molecule: messenger RNA, 347 nt
Organism: Chroicocephalus ridibundus (black-headed gull)
Lineage: Eukaryota; Metazoa; Chordata; Aves; Charadriiformes; Laridae
Product: integrin beta-7-like
Exons: 3
Biological process (GO): cell-matrix adhesion; cell migration; integrin-mediated signaling pathway
Cellular component (GO): cell surface; integrin complex; focal adhesion
Molecular function (GO): integrin binding
Source: RefSeq, a predicted model, not a curated record
AGCCCUGCGAGCCCCAGGCGACCUGCGAGGCCUGUGUGCGCUCCCACCCGCGCUGCGCCUGGUGCGAGGACCCGGAUUUCCCGCUGGGGGGGCAGGGGGAGGCCGCCCGCUGCGCCCCCCGCCAGGCCCUGGAGCGCACCGGGUGCCCCCCGGGCGCCGUGGUGGAGCCCCGCGGCAGCGUGUGGGUGCUGCGGGACGAGGAGCAGGGGGCCGGGGGGGAGCGAGGGGGGGCCCCCAACCAACUGCGGCCCCAGAGCGUCCGGCUGCUGCUGCGGCCGGGGAGGAGCGGAGCUUCCAGGUGCGGUUCCGGCGGGUGCGGGGCCACCCCGUGGACCUCUACUACCUGA